UUUCAUCGACAAUUUACGGGUUAAUCAUUGUUUAUUAACGGAAAUUCCCGAAGUCGCGCGAAACUAUUAUACCAUUCAUUUUUUUCAACAUAGAAAACGCGAUUUCGGCUUAUUAUUGUGAUUCACGGUGUUGUGGCGGAUUGUUUGCUUUAGAAAUUCAGCCAGUCGGAACGGCACGUUGUACAAUACCAUCAUGCCCCCCGUCGAUUAUUCCAUAAAAAACAUCGAAGAAGUAGUUCGACCCCAUUUGGAUGGUACCAUAAGAAAUGCGGACCACGCCCGUCUUACGGCUCCCGGGGAGAACUACCUCAGUUUAGUACUUCGAGUGGACUUUGAAGUGGACCAAAAGGGUCUCAGAAAGAAGGUGAGCACCGUAGCCAAACGAAUCCCUAUGGGAGAUCAGCAGCAUAUGAUAGAUAUGCACUGUCAAACGAUGCAUAACGAAAUCAAAUGGUAUAAAGAAAUAGUCCCGUUGUUGGUGUCUUUUGGGGAAGAAUACGGGGUGAAAGUGGAUAUUUUCCCGAAAUGUCUUGGGGCCAGGUACAGCUUGGAUCCGACGAAGAAGCGAGCGGAUUCCGAGUCGGUUUUGGUGUUGGAGAAUUUACAUCCUGAAGGUUACGGUAACGCAGACCGUUACAUAGGUUUCGACCUGACCGCGACCAAAGCGAUCCUGAAAAAACUCGCCCUCUUUCACGUUCUUCCGAUCGCCGUAAAAACAAACAAACCCGAAUCCUUCGAAACGUUAAAACGUUACUUGGAUGAAGCGAAACCGCGACCGCCCCCCAAAGACGGCGAUAAACCGCCCCACGGACCGCCCGGCAUGAAACCGGGCGAAAAAAAACCGGAGGAAAUGCUACUGGAGGCGGUAAAGAAUCUGCCGGAAUGCGGCCCCUAUAUUUUAAAAAUCGAGGAUGUACUGAAACGGUGCAAAAUGGGCCCCAUGGAGGAGUUUCAUUUGGCGGAGGAGCCCUGGAACACGAUGGUGCAUGGGGACGUCUGGGUUAAUAAUAUUAUGGUUAAGGAGGAUCGCAAGGGGGUGCACGUCAAACUGGUCGAUUUCCAAAUGAUGAGAUAUGGUUCGUUCGGGCACGAUUUGGUGUUUUUUUUGUUGAGCAGCGUUAGGAACGAUGUACUCAAGGAACAUAUUGACGAGUUGCUUAAGUUUUAUCAUGAAGAAUUCAACUCUUUACUAAGGCAAUUCAGAACCAAUCUGGAACUCCCUUACGAACUGUUCCUGGAUAUGGUGAAAGAAACGGCAUAUUCAAACGAAGUGGGGCACAGUUUAACCUUCUGCACCGUAAUUUUUGGGGAAAAGGGCACCGGGGUAGACGUGGCCGUCGAAGGGCACGACUUUUUCGCCCUUAUGAGGAACACCCUUAGCAAUAUGAACUCGUAUCAUAAAGAGAAGCUUGUACAUAUAGCAGCGGAGUCCGUGAGGAAAGGGUGGAUAUAGGGCAGAAAUGAGUUUAAUUAAAUUUUAACAACUAAUAAAGAUAAACUUGUUACUGUCCAUCCCAAAUAAAUAUAUAAAGAAGCAA
Messenger RNA from Anthonomus grandis grandis, 1538 nucleotides. RefSeq lists its product as uncharacterized. Bases 194 to 1453 code for a protein of 419 amino acids. The record is from RefSeq and is a predicted model, not a curated record. Lineage: Eukaryota; Metazoa; Arthropoda; Insecta; Coleoptera; Curculionidae. The transcript has 4 exons.